Messenger RNA from Chanos chanos (milkfish), 840 nucleotides. It is a transcript of the gene pax10, whose product is annotated as paired box 10. The coding region runs from base 1 to 840 and encodes 279 amino acids. Gene Ontology annotation, biological process: anatomical structure development; regulation of transcription by RNA polymerase II. NCBI's taxonomy places the organism in Eukaryota, Metazoa, Chordata, Actinopteri, Gonorynchiformes, Chanidae. The record is from RefSeq and is a predicted model, not a curated record. Gene Ontology annotation, molecular function: DNA-binding transcription factor activity, RNA polymerase II-specific; RNA polymerase II cis-regulatory region sequence-specific DNA binding. The transcript is spliced from 7 exons.
AUGUAUGAGAAGCUUACCAUGCUUAAUCUACAAAAUGGCUCCAACUGGACUGGUCCAAACAACUGGUACCAUCAACCUAACACAAUACCACCUCAGCACGGAACAGAUGGUUGUGUGGAGGACAUGAACAUGCGGAUGGUGGGAGGAGGAGGCGGAGGAGAGGCAGUGGCUCAGGGAGAAAGGGAUGAAGUGGACGAGUCUCAGCUCCACCUGCAGCUGAAGCGGAAGCUCCAGAGGAACCGUACCAGUUUCACCCAGGAGCAGAUCGACGCCUUGGAGAAAGAGUUCGAAAGGACACAUUACCCAGAUGUCUUUGCAAGAGAGAGAUUGGCGGCUAAGAUUGACCUACCAGAAGCUCGUAUUCAGGUGUGGUUCUCCAAUCGGAGAGCCAAGUGGAGGAGGGAAGAAAAACUACGCAAUCAGAGGAGGUCAGGGGGUGGAAGUUCCUGUUCUCAGACACACACUCCCCUGAGCACAUCCUUCAAUACCCCCGUUUAUCACUCUCACCAUGGCAAUAGCUCCAGCUCCAUGCAUAGUCGGAAUGACACCUCUCUCCCAGGAUACAGCUCCCUGUCUGUAUUCUCCAGCGUGCAGUCAUUGCCCCCUCAGUCUGCUCCAUCUUACUCUUGCAUGCUACCCCCUUCUCCCUCUGCCCCUCCCCCUCUCCCUCGUAAAUUUGAUUCUGCCUCCUACCCCUCCCCUCAAAUGCCACCCCCUCCCUCUGCCAACGCAAACACAGGUUUUCUCCCAGGAGUGUCAGUGACUGGGCCAGUACCGGUGCAGACCAGUGAGCAGGACCUAGGUCAGGGUUUGGGUCAAUACUGGACCAGACUGCAGUGA